AUGUCAUCUGUUAAAAAUAAUAACAAAAAUAUUUUAAACGCACAAUUUCCAUUUCCUAUUAACGACCAAAACACUUUAAUAAAAAUUCCAUUUCCACCAUCUAUCAGAGAAGAUGAGAUUGUACAAUUACAUUUAGACAAUGGAAUUAAGAGCGUUAAUCAAACUAUGAACGCGUAUAUGAUUUAUCGAAAAGAAUUUAAUAAUAUAAUUAAAAAUUAUAAUCUUGAACUUAAACAUAUAUCUAAAUAUUCUAGUAUUUCUUGGAAACAAGAACCACAAUACGUGAAAAAAUAUUACAAGCAGUUAUCUAAAAAGGUUAAAGAACUUUUUAAAGAAAAGGUCUCUUCUCUUUGUUUCAUCCACAGUAAGCAAGUACCUAGUACAAAUGAUAACAGUGUCUCUUUAGACACCUUUAAUUCUCCAUUUCCCAAUAUGAAUCAAAACUUUCCUUCAACUCUUGACGAUCAAAACUUCACAUAUGCUAACUACUCUAAUUAUUCAAUUCCUAAUAUGAAUCCUCUUGUAUCUGAUAAUUUUGAAAAUUCUCAUCAUGCAUAUAUGACUAUGAAUGAUGAUGAACUUAUGAAUUAUAUUUCCGAAGAUUUAGCCUUAACCUAUAGAGCAAUCAUUCAAUCAUUACCGUGA
Molecule: messenger RNA, 645 nt
Organism: Diversispora eburnea
Lineage: Eukaryota; Fungi; Glomeromycota; Glomeromycetes; Diversisporales; Diversisporaceae
Source: the annotation of a GenBank genome assembly